This is a messenger RNA of Penicillium canescens, 1500 nucleotides long. RefSeq names its product mitochondrial aldehyde dehydrogenase. NCBI's taxonomy places the organism in Eukaryota, Fungi, Ascomycota, Eurotiomycetes, Eurotiales, Aspergillaceae. The transcript has 3 exons. Bases 1 to 1500 code for a protein of 499 amino acids. Gene Ontology annotation, molecular function: oxidoreductase activity, acting on the aldehyde or oxo group of donors, NAD or NADP as acceptor. The record is from RefSeq and is a predicted model, not a curated record.
AUGUCUGAUACGUUUAUUGAUUUGACUGCCCCAAAUGGGCUCCUUUACACUCAGCCAACUGGUCUCUUCAUCAAUAAUGCGUUCGUCCCUUCUAAAUCCGGAGAAAUGAUUAGCAGCAUCAAUCCAGUUAACCAAGAAAAUAUUGUAUCGGUUUCCGCUGCCAGCGCGGAUGACGUUGAUAUAGCUGUUCAAGCAGCUCGGACAGCGCUCAGUGAUCCUUUAUGGAAGUCCAUGUCUUCGUCAGAUCGAGGAAAGCUGAUGAACGAGCUAGCCAAUUUGAUCGACCAGGACAAGGAGGUUUUGGCGGUUAUUGAAUCUUGGGAUAAUGGAAAACCGUUUAUGGCUGCUUUUAAUGACGACCUGGGGGAGGUUAUCGGCAGUUUCCGCUAUUACGCUGGCUGGGCUGAUAAGAUACACGGAGAGACGACAAGUGGCCCUGUGUCAAGCCAAAAGUUGGCUUACACCGUCCGUGAGCCGGUUGGUGUCGUGGGCCAAAUUGUCCCCUGGAACUUCCCUCUGGCUAUGGCAGCAAUGAAACUAGCGCCUGCCCUCGCCUGCGGCAACACAAUUGUUAUUAAAGCCGCAGAACAAACUCCGCUGAGUAUUCUAUACCUGGCAACUCUGAUUCAGAAGGCAGGGUUCCCCCCGGGGGUUAUCAACAUUCUGAAUGGUCCUGGUGGGGUGACUGGUUCUAGCCUAGUAACUCACCCGCAUGUGGAUAUGAUUUCUUUCACAGGCUCGACUGCCACGGGCAAGGAGAUUAUGCGUCUAGCAGCCGGAGACAUGAAGCGUAUUCUCCUUGAAACCGGGGGGAAAUCUCCACUGAUAGUCUUUGAAGAUGCAGAUCUUGCGCAGGCCGCCAAAUGGGCUUGCUUUGGUUCCAUGUACAACCAAGGACAGAUUUGCACAGCCACGUCUCGGAUCCUCGUGCAGGAGGGAAUAAUGGGCCGUUUCAUUGAUCUUCUAAAGCAAGCUGUGGGUGCAAUCAAGGUGGGCGACCCUUUUCGCGACGACACCUUUCAAGGACCCCAGAAUAGCAAGGAACAAUUCGAUCGGGUGCUUAAUUACAUCGAGACUGGAAAGGCGGAUGGCGCUACCGUGGUGGCUGGUGGGGCCGCCAUUCCUGGUAAAGGACUCUAUAUUGAGCCUACAAUCUUCACCAACGUCGACGAAAAUAUGUCCAUUUGGAAGGAUGAGAUAUUUGGCCCUGUUGUUGUGGUAAAGAGCUUUACCAGUGAACAUGAAGCGGUCAAGUCGGCGAACAAUAGUAUUUAUGGGCUUGGGGCGGCAGUUUUCACGAAGGACAUUCAACGAGCCCACCGCAUUGCUGGUGAAAUAGUAUCAGGGACAAUCUGGAUCAACAGCAGCAAUGAUGGUGAUGUACGAGUUCCCUUUGGUGGAAUGAAACAGAGUGGAAUAGGAUGCGAACUGGGCGAGGAAGGAUUAAGGGCCUACUACCGGACCAAGGCCGUUCAUAUCAACAUUGGAAACGUAAUCUAG